Messenger RNA from Periophthalmus magnuspinnatus, 1068 nucleotides. Its product is annotated as nucleosome assembly protein 1-like 5. The record is from RefSeq and is a predicted model, not a curated record. Bases 125 to 913 code for a protein of 262 amino acids. Lineage: Eukaryota; Metazoa; Chordata; Actinopteri; Gobiiformes; Gobiidae. The transcript has 7 exons.
AGCUGCACCUGUCCCGGGCCAUCACUCAGCCCCUACCCGGGAGAGACUGUUUCUACUGUGCACUGGAACAAAGGCUUUCCGAAACCCACUUCCCAAGGAGCUCCUGGGCAGCAGUUGGCAGGAUAUGGAGGACAGCUAUGAGACAUUUGAAGAGGAUUUAGGGACACAAAAAGCAGACUCACCUCCGCAGAGACCAAGUCGACCUAUCCGCAGACCAGAAAUGUAUGCCACAAGAAAACUCAAGGAGGACAUGGCUUCAGUACCUUUGCAAAUAAAAGCAGAGCCCAAUAAUUUAGGCAGAGAGAGCUUCAGUAGAUCAACAUCCAUGCCGCAAACUGUCUCCCAGAAUGCGAGUCAGCCGGAAGUCCCAUGGGAGAGUGUAACGUUAAACCGCUGUCUGUUCAUUGCAAUUACAAUCCUUGUGCUCACCUCAGGAUUUCAAAGACUUCAUGAAGCUUUGCAUGGCCACAAGGUGACACUUGAUGAAGAGGAAGAUCAAUAUGGGAUAAUUAUGAGAAGAUCUGGGGCACUGAGACAUCGGACAGAGCCCGAGGUAACCUUAUGGGAGGUAGUAUUUUCCUGGCUACCAGACCUUGAUGAUGAUGAUGAUGAUGAUGAUGAUGAUGAUGAUGAUGAUGACGAUGAGGAUGACGAUGAGGAUGAAGAAGUAAGAGUACUAAGGAAAAGAAAACCAAAAAGACGAAGAAUUGUAAAAAGUCUGAGAGGUCUUAGGAACCGACCAAUACCAGACAAAUUAUUAAAGCAAAGAGAUGGCCCCUCAAAAGUCAGACAGGCCAAGAAAUCUGUGGAACAAAAUGAGGAUUUGGGAGAAAUAGCAAACUACCAAGAUGACGAUGUUGAAAAUGUGGAGAGAGAAUCAAAGAAAGGCUCAAUACGGAAAAAAAAGCAUUGAUAAACACAAUGUAUAGUGUCAUAAUAUGCCAAUAUUGAAAAGCUAAAAAUAGAUGCCUUUGGUAGAAUACCAGUGAUCUGUUAUCAUUAAAAAAAAAAUACAAAUUUUGGAAAUGAGACAGAUUUCUAUUCAAGAAAAACUGGACUAUAAAUAAA